This is a messenger RNA of Symbiodinium natans, 9846 nucleotides long. The record is from the annotation of a GenBank genome assembly. NCBI's taxonomy places the organism in Eukaryota, Dinophyceae, Suessiales, Symbiodiniaceae.
AUGAAAACGUUCAAUGCUCCAAGCACAGCACUGCAGCAAGAAGCGCCUCCGCGACAGGUCUUGGAGAUCAAUGAGACAGAUUCAUCUAUCUCUUCCUUGGCCUUCACAGAUAAGGAGCUUCCUAAUGUACCCCCCAAAUGUCUAGUCCUUUGCGCAAACGUUGCAGCCUUCCUGAAGUCAAACGAUGCGCCUCUUGAGUGCCCGAAGGACCUGGACCCUGACGAGCUUGGUGGAAACGUGACUUGGACCGAGCCGGUAGAUGCCAGGCAGCAGUACUUCUUGUACCUCGGGUCCAGCCUGGAGGGAUCAGAUCGCGUGCCACAGUCGCUGCCCGUAGGCACGGAGAUGGCCACCAUCCCGGCCGAAACGCAGCGAAACUUAGCCACGCAUCUGCUGGUGGCCUGGUCCUGCUUGAUCCUUUGUUCUUUGCUUUGCCACAGUACCAGCUCGGACCUGGGUCGCGGGUUUCGGGUGAAGGUCUACACCGCCUCCUCUUUAGCAGAGCAGACGACGCCUGUCGCUUUGCAGCUGGUGGACACAGUCCAGGCGGCCAGCACAUGCCAGAGCACGGCUCCCUCUGGCAUUGAGUUUCUAUGUAGGCGGUUGGGUGCAGGAGAGCUGAGGGGAGAGGAAUCACUUGGGAGCUUGAGAUCCGCGCCCUCUGCCCAGAUAGCCGCGAAUGUGUCGCUGUACGAUCUCGACUUGGACCUCAAGGAAGCAGGAGGUGAGAUCUCCUGGGCUCUUCCCGAGGACGGGAGCACAGUGGUGCCAGUGUGGUCUCACGGGAAGCUGUCCAUGCUGCACAUUGAACCCUUGCCAGAGGAUCCUGCCGGCCUAGUCGAGCACUUCGACGUCUACAUUGCAAAGCUUCCUGAAGGAGACCUUGGAUGCAACUCUUCCGAGGAGGUCUUGAACGGCACCGACAGCGACUCGACCUUGUCCUGCGAAGUGCUCGGCUUCAGCUGCUGCUUUCGCGAGACCAAUCUGUCUCUGCCUGCGGAGACGGCGCUGGUGGACUUCACCCACAUCCUCGUCUACGCCAGGUCGCAGUUGGCCGAGCAGUCCACCCCCGCGCUGCAUUUGAUCAACGACGAAUCUGACCUUGACUUCGAUGCCGAUGAGCUCGGAGGUGACAUCACCUGGCGGCCGCCCAGUUCCGACCGCGUUCAGGACUACCUUGUGUACCUGUCGGAUGGCCAAAGCCGGUCACAGGUAGAGUCUGCCAUCCCAGCUGGAACCAACGUCCUGACUGUCCCUGACAACACGCAGGGCAUCGGCUAUAGCAGCUUCCUGGUCUUCACCCGCUCGACGCUGGCGGCAGAGCAGACGACCCCAGUGGCGCUGAGCUUCUCUGAUUCCGUGGUGUCUCUGGGCAACCUCAGCUUCACGGAUCUGGACUUGGAUGCGACGGACCUCGGCGGCACCCUCGCCUGGGAGGAGCCCUCAGAUUCGGCCUAUGUGACGCACUACGAGGCUCGAGAUGGGUACCCGACGUCUGACUACCACCGGUCGCUGGUUCUGGAGGGUGCUACGCUCGCAGAAGUCUCUGCAGCAGUCAGGGCAAGUCUCCUGGUAGCCUUGGGCCUUUCAGCACAAGAGCUGAUGAUCACCGAUGUCACAGAAGGAACCUACCGGCGCUUAGGGAAGAUCUCGCAGCAUCAGCGCCGUCUGGCCACAGCCUGGACAGCCUUCUGGAAAGCCUCAAGAACCCUGCAGGCAGCGACCGAUCUCGGCCAGGACCUGCCCCGCUUCCAGGCCAUUCUUUCCAAUGCCCUCACGGCUGCCGGCGUGGACGACAGCUCCCUGGUGCUCCAAAGCUUCAGCGCGGUCACGAUGGAGGUCCAAGCUCUUUCGGACGACUCCCAAGUCGAGGAGCCGGAAACGUCCGACUCUAACGCCACCGACGCCGGCAAUGCUAGUGAUGAUUCGGACGUCCGGCGGUUGCAGGGGGAGAACUCAGACGCCCAGAACGAGUCGAAUGAGACCAGCACGACGACAAUGACAAGCACCGUGACCACAACUGCCACGAGCACAGUCACGACAAGCAGCACCAGGACCCGCUUCUGCUUGAAAGCUCCUAAGGACCAUGACAACCACUUCCGCAACCACGACGUCAACGACGAUUACCAAUGCAACGUACGGGGUUGGACGCGAUGUGGCAACGGCUUCUACAUGACCUACCUGGGGACAUCCAUGAUGGGACAGCCAUAUUUCCAGGUGGAGCCAGACUUGCCCCUGGCCACCUGGAGCCACUUCCUUGUCUUCGCUGCGUCAGAUUUCGGUGAGGCCUCCACUCCCACCACUCAUUUGAUCUACGACAUGUCUGCCAGCGUCUCGGAUGUGGCCUAUGACGGGCUGGACCUGGAUCUGGACCAACUUGGCGGCAAUGUGACCUGGAGCCCGCCCAACCUGACAGAGAGCGCCGGGAAUGCCAGCGCCCGCUGCUCGCCAUUGCUGCUCUCCGACCUCUUGCAUUCCAUAUUCUGUUUCUGCGAAAGUCUAGUGCCGAUGAUGACACACGCAUACUCGGCACAGGUCCGUGGCUAUAUGGUCUACUUGGCUGAGAGUUCCUUCGGUCUCAGCCGGGCCUGGAUUCCACCGGAGGUGCCAGUUGGGAGCAACUUCCUGCUGAUUCCGCCUGACACGGAGAGAGAGAACUACUCACACAUCGUGGUCUACACCAAGUCCGAGCUGAUCGAACAGACCACGCCAGCCUUCCUGGCAUUUGCGGAUACAGCAGAGAGCGCGGCGAAUGCCAGCUUCGUGGAUGAGGACCCCGGGAUGUGCGGAGGAAUGAGCUGUUCGUUGCAGCUUCAGUCCCGUGCAAAUGGCGAAGCCGGGCGCAAGGAUCUGGACCUCGGGCAGAUUGGCGGCAAGCUGGUCUGGGAUCCCCCAGCGGACUUAAGCAGCCUGCCCGAGAUUUGUCGCAUCACCGACUUCCUGAUAUACGUGGCGCUCGACGCGAUGGGAACCAACCGCUCGCUGGUCGGUUCCGCCUCUGCCGGCAUCAGUGAAAUCUCAGUGCCCUUGGACACCGACAUUCCCAGCAAUUCCUACUUGGUGGUGUACGUGACAUUCGUGGACUAUGACCUCGACAAUGGUGAGAUCGGUGGAAAUGUUUCCUGGACGCCGCCAAACAGCACCGACUACGUGGAGGUAUACAAGGCCUACCUGGCAGCGGACGAUGUCGGGACCGGCAAGUCCCAGAUUGGCGAUGAUUUGCCGAUUGACGUCAGCGAGGAAACGCCCCUGAGCGACUUUACGCACGUGACCGUGUACACAAAGUCUGCUUUGGGCGAACAGACCACGCCGGUGUCGGCGGCUCUGUCUGACACAUCCUUCUUCGUGGUUCAGGAGAUUGAUGAUAUAUGGGUGCUGUUACUGGAGUCUUUUGUGGACUUAGACCUGGACCUAGCGGACGUCGGAGGGGUCCUCGCUUGGGCUGAAGCCCUAGACGAUGCACAGGUGGCUUAUUACAACAUUUACCUGGGCACCGAUUGCAUCGAGAAUGUGACGCUGCUCGUUGAGAAGCAAGUCGCACCAGCACAGAAGACGAACAUGGGCGAUUGCCAAGUCAUCAGCGGUAUCGUCUCGAUCAGCCUCGAUGGUGCAACGUCACAGCAGGCUCGACUGGUCUUUCGCGCAGAAGUGGCAGGACAGCAGUUGCCAGAUCCACUGUUGCGGCUGCGAUGCGAGCUGCUCUGGCCCAGACCUUUGCCGCAGCUUGGCCUGGUGGAGAUGGGUGUACCUGCCUCGGCGCUGUACGUUACAGGUGGCACUGGCCGGCGCUUGGCCACACUCUGGGAAGUCUCCUACGUCAUCGUGGUCCCCAAUGACCAGGCCUUGGACCUCUCCUCAUCUCCUCCCUUCUGCUCCAUCCUUGGUGGCUACAGCAACGGCCGUGGCGUCCAACAGUGCUUCCUUCAGGUGGUGGUCAAUUUCGCAACUGUCUCGGUGCAGCUGAUCACCGCAGACAAGCUGCCAUCCGUGCUCCCAAGCAGUCCCACCUUCGCGUUCAACGUUACAGAGAGUGAGGAGAAUGAGACGGAUGUGACGCGAACCACCACGACCACGCCCGAAGACACUUGGCUCUUGAAGAUGACGCGGAGGAUUCGGAUGUCACAUGCCAGCAUUCAGAAGGUGGAUGGAACGAGCCCUCGCCGGCAAUGCAACUUCAACCAAGACACGGACAACGACCAGAACUGUGACGCGGACGGCAACCACCUCCUCGACCUCAACAGCUUUCCAGACCUCAACAACAAUGACCACUACCGAGGCAGUGGGGAGGCUAUUGGCGUGGUAUGGUUCUUCUUUUCUUGGGUCAAUGAGACUUUGCUGGGUGAGGAUGCAGAUGCUCCAGAUGCUCCUGAAAUGCACCAAGCUGAUGCUGUUUCAAUCGAAGUGCCGGUGAGGCGGCUAAGCUCCAUCGCCUCCAACGUUACGGAGGCGCUUAGCGGGGCAUCCGACAGCCCAGCCCUCGUCGCGCCGCAGAACUUCACAAGAACUCGCCUGAUAUUCUGUGCGCAGAGGUUUGACCACUCCGGCUUUCUGAUUGCCUCCGUGAUCGAAGAAUUGCCCUUGGCUGUACCUGAGGCAGAGACGCAGCUGGGAAAUGCCACACACUUGCUCAUUUACGCCGCAUCUGCUUACGCCGAGUCGAGCAUCGCAUCGGGCGGCAUUCGAGUGGAGGAUGUGGAGGCCAGUGCUGUCAACGUCUCCUUCGUAGACCAGGAGCUCAGACGGGAUGUUGAGAGCUUUUCCUUCUACCUCACCGACGUGGAGCCGGCGCGCGGGGCGAGUCGCUUCCUCCUAGGCAAGGCUGUCAAACUCUGCGUUUCUGGCAGUGGCAUUCCCAACAGCAGCACAGUACUGGAGUUGCCGGGUGUCGCGGGCUCAGAGAUAGCCGAGCUGCCGGCAACUACCAGCAAACGAGCGUGGGAAGGCUUCAAGGUCUAUACGAAGUCAGCGCUCGUGGAGCAGACAACUCCCACUUCCAUUUCACUGUCGGCGGUGGAUUUUCCCGACUUUGAUCUGGACUUCAUUCAGAUUGGAGGUGUGCUUUCGUGGGACGAGCCCGCAGACAUCUCCCAGGUGAUACGGUAUGACAUCUACUGGGCCUCCGGCCUCUCUGGCCUCACGAACUCCUCCGGAUUCGUUUGCACCGCAGAAUCAGAUGGCACGAUCAUGGUCAAUGCCAGCAAUGGUGAAGACAGUGAUGGUGGUUUCGGCCCCUUCCUGCCGUGCCGGGGGUCCUUGUAUGCAGAGGUCGCCACCGGAGUGCAGAACCUCACGGUGCCACCGGACACCGACCGUGGAAACUAUACGCACUUUCUCAUCUACACCAGAUCAAGACGCUUUGCUGCAAUCAAUUGCGCAGAUCCUCUCGGCUUUACGGAGCAAUCCAAUCCUGCAGCACUGGCCAUCUUCGAUGCGAAUGCCAGCGUCUCCAACUUGGAAUUUGCAAAGACUUGGACCUUCACGAUCUGGGUGGUGCUCCUUGGCACGCUAGGGCCCAGCCCCAACCGCCUCAUUCACAAGGAGCUCAUGUGGGAUCCUCCAGAGGACAUUAGCCGAGUGGAGGCCUACGCCGCCUACCUGGCUAUGGAUGCCAGUGGGGAGAACCGAUCACAGAUCGGCCCGGAUAUUCCUGUCGGCGUCUGGGCUGCAAAAUCUGGCAACACGGGGCGGGGUUCGAACAGUCUCAGCAUUUUCCCGGAGACGCCGCGACUGCUACUUGACGGCAGGCAAAGCAAGAUUGCGCCCGAGAGCUUCACGGUGGUGUACACGAAGUCCAUCUUGGUGGAGCAGACGACGCCCUCAGAUUUGCUCAUUCAGGACGCAGCGGCUCGCUCCAGCAACGUGAGCUUCACUGAUCAAGACCUGGAUGUGGGCGAGGAUGUGUUGGACUACUUGAUUUACAUGGCGGAAGACCGCGUUGGUAACGUGAGCGUGGGUGAGGAUGCUUUCCUGGACAACACCCCCCUUCGUGGCUUCACGCACUUCCUGGUUUAUUCAAGGUCCGCGUUGGUGGAACAAACUACGCCGGCAGCCAUCGUGAUCCUGGAUGUAUCCGCAGUUGUUACGAACCUGGCCUUCCAGGACUUGGAUCUCGACGUUGGCGAGCUGGGAGGUACGAUUCAGUGGUCGCCCCCACAGGCAUUGCAGGGCCUUUUCGGGAUCAUCUCAGGGAAGGGUGAGGGGGAGGGGGCGGGCUUUGAGGCCGUGAUUUCCUAUGGCAUCUACCUGGCCGAGGAUGCUGUCGGCUUAGGCCGGCGUGAGGUGGCCACCGCUGCCAGGGAAGACGUAGAGGCUCAGGUGGCCGACAACACGGCCGCUGGUAGUGUGCGUACUUUGAGCUAUGGAUGCCGGCCCAGCGAGCUAGGCGUGAAGGGGCGCUUCGAGUUCAUCUUAGCCUACACGCGAUCCGUCUUUGAGCAGUCGACUCCCACCUGGGCACCGAUUUCGGACGUCUUCGCGCAGGCGGGAGCCAUCCAGUUCGAGGACCUGGAUCUGGAUGAGACGCAGCUGGGAGGGACGCUGUCGUGGCAGCCGCCAAGCGAUAGCAAGCACGUCGACCAGUAUGUGGCGUAUUUGGCCUACUUCUGCAACGGAACGAACUCCUCAGAGAUGGACCUCGGCGAGGAGAGCCCAGUAUACGUCGCUGGCGUCUUCUCCUUCCCCAUGGAGGCAGCGACACCCGAGCAGGUCACGGCGGCAGCGCGUGCGGCUUUGGCUGAAGCUUUGGGUGUGGCAAACUCGGCCAUCAGCGGCUUGGCGGAAUUUGCAAAGUUUGAAGGUGUCACCGUCAACCUUGCCCGACGCCUGUCCAGCCUGGUGGCUGGUAGCUCCGCCACGGAGUACGUGGUCCACUACGAGCUGCCCGUGGAGGAUGCUCCAACGAUGCUGCAAUCUGCCAGCGCAGCAGAGGAGGAGGAUGGCAUGGACCGGGUGUCCUGCGGCUUCGCCGGCACUCUCGCCAAGGAGCAGAUUUCGAUGAAGUUCGCGGGCGAGGAGGACGUCUACGAAAACAUGCGCAGCUGGAUGAAGUCCGAGGCUGGUUCCGUGUAUUGCAAUGAGUCUGACAACGAGUCUUCCGAUGACAGCGACCUGGAGACCCAAGAGCCAGGCUGCGGCCAGGGCAAGUCGUGGGAUAACCUUGUCAGCGAAGACAGCCGCGGGUACAGCUUCGCCAAUCUCACAGGCGACAAUCUGGCGGUGCGCAUCUCGGGCUCCUUGCGCUUUUCCCUGGACGGGGCCACGGCAUCGCAGGCUUCCCGGCUGAAGGAGCUUCAAGGCCGUGACUUGAGGAUUGCAAAAGGAAACUGCAAAGGCGAGGCCGUCUACUCUGUGGAGACAGCUGUGCGAGCCGCCUUGGCCAGCUCGUUCGGAGUGGGCCCUGCCGCGUUCAGCUGCUCGGGCUUUGACACUUUCUAUUGUGCGGAUGUCAUGCAUGUCAUGUGUCACGGGUGCUGGAGGGAUUUGGAUCACGGCGUCCAGGUUUCCCAGGCGAGGCGCCUGACCACCCACUGGAUCCCGAGUCUGGCGAGGAUGCUGAGUAGCACCUACCAGGUCACGUAUCAGCUCACGGUGCCGGUUGAGGAGGCAGAUGUUGCUUGGCUUCAACAAGAUCUCGCCUCGGUGGAGUUUUGGGCUGUCGUCGAUGCUGCGACUGCAAUUGCCUCGAGUUUUGCUGCUCGACUGAACAAAGGCCUCAGCGCUGCUGGCCGCAGGAGUUCCUGGCUCUUCGAUGGCCUCCUUUGCCAUGGCCGCUCCGACACCAGGAUUGUCACGCUGGCACCCGGCCUCUGGAUGGACGACUUGAAUGAGCACAACAUACGCUCUGGGGAUCCACGGGACGAGAUUUUCUUAGCGUUGCACAGCCAUGCACAGUCUUUAUGGGGCCGCACAGCCGGCACUGUGUUUGCCUUUGGAAACCAGCUUGCAUUCGCUCCAAACACUCACUUCCUGGUCUACACGGUGUCCAACUUCUCCGAGCAGAGCCACUCGGGACUUAACCUUUAUUCAGGCUACCCCAGUGCCCUGGCCAUCGUCGACGUGGCAGCUAGCGCGUCUGGACCUCAGAGAUGGGCUCCGCGCAGGUCCAAUGUGGCCUUCCUGGACUUGGAUUUGGACCCCGACGAACUCGGCGGCCUCGUUCGGUGGACUCCGGCAGUGGCGCCCGCAGUGCAGGACUACUUGGUCUACCUCGACACAUCGAGCUCUUUCAGUAGAUCUCAGCUUGGUGCAGCCACACCCGCGGAGACAGCUCGCCAGUCCUACGACCUCAUUGCUGUGUAUACCCGGCCCCAUGGCAAUUUCUGGAAGUCUGGGCAGUCGACGCUGGCGGAACAGACCACUCCUGUUGCGAUCAGAGUCGAGGCAAGUGCGGAAAACGUCUCUUUCGUUGACCUGGACCUUGAUGAGUUCGAUCUCGGUGGGGUCAUCACAUGGCUGCCUGCUGGGAACGUCGAGUUGGUUGAGUCCUACGCAACCUGGCCUGGUGAUGAGGUCGUCUACUUUGCAGAGUCCAUUUGCGACUUCACGCAGGAACCUCCUGCCAUCGAGCCUGCUACGACCCCUGAUGAUCCCUGCCCGGUACCUGCAUUGCAGGAUGCCAACGAGACCUACACGAGUGAGAAUGCCACACUGCCGACACUGUGCAACUUGCUGCACAUCGAGACGGUGGAUGCCCAAAAUGCUACGAACAUGAGUAAUUUCAGCAUUUUCCUUUCACCAGAGACGUUGCUGCGAAACUAUACGCACCUGGCCGUGUUCACGAAGUCCGUCCUCGUGGAGCAGACCACGCCCGCCGCGCACCUCAUCUUCGACGCUGCUGCGAGUGUGUCGGACCUCACCUUCGACGACUUAGACCUGGACGAACAGCAGCUGGGUGGUAGAAUCACCUUCGCACCCCCUCUAUCCUCUCAAGAGCGGGUGGAGUCCUAUGGCCUCUACCUGUCGCCAGGAGCCGAGACUUCCCGGAAGCGUGGGGGCAUGAGAGCUCUCUCCUCCAGUUCCUGCCAGGCACUGCCACCGGAGACCGACAUUCCAAGCUUUGAGUACAUCGUGGCAUACACACGCUCUUCGCUGGUGGAGCAGAGCACGCCCGUCGCGAUCCGCAUUUCCGAUGUCCAGGCCAGAGUGGAGAAUGUGAGCUUCUUCGACCAGGACCUGGACUUCACGGACACUCGGCCGGAAGUCCCGAAACAAGCAGAGCAAGGAAGGUUGCACGCCAGCCGCGUGAAACUGCACAGGGAUCUUCAUCAGAGGGUGGUGGUGGGGGGCGCGGGGACAUUCUACAGCAGGAGCAGCGAUGGGAAGGCCUCGUUCGAAGUGGUUCCGGAGACUUCGCGCCUGGAUGAUAACAACUCUGCGGUCCAGCUUGCAUACAAUAGCUUCCUCAUCUAUGCGAAAUCUGCGUUGGUGGAGCAGACUACGCCGGAGAUUCACCAGAUCUUUGAUGCCAAGGCGAAUGUGGUGAAUCCUCUGCUUGUGGAUGAAGAUCUGGACCUCGACGAAAUUGGAGCAGCAUCACCCCACACUCGAAACUGCCAAGGUCGGGUGCUUCUGUACCGGGCCGUUUUGGCAAUGGAUUCUGCUGCCACUGGCCGGUCUCAGAUCGGUGAGGACAUCUACGCGCCGGGUUUGGAGACCAACCUGUCGGCAGAGCAGCCCCUGGUUGCGCGGCGAGAAUGGUUCCCACACCUGAGCAGCUUAAGUCCCGACAGACAUAUGUUUCAGAAUGCCUCGAUGCAUCGAAGAGUCGAGCCAAAAACUGACUACAAAUACGAUUCAUCGUUGAUGCCGAAGCCUGAAGCACCCAAGCCCACAUCCCCAAUUCCUUAA